This is a messenger RNA of Cinara cedri, 863 nucleotides long. The record is from the annotation of a GenBank genome assembly. Lineage: Eukaryota; Metazoa; Arthropoda; Insecta; Hemiptera; Aphididae.
AUUUUAUAACUACAAUAAGUUUUACCAAUUUUACUUAUAACUUUGUAUUUUUGACAUUUAUUUUGCUCGUAUCAAAAUGUCGGCAAUUAAGUUUGGAAGCCAUUUGAAAGAACUACGUGUACACCUAUGUCAAACGUCUGCCUCCAGUAAAGGAGUUAGGUAAGUGACUUUAUUAACUAUUUUACAAAGAAUGCUGAUUAAUUAUGUAAACAUUUACAGGCAAUUUAUUGAAAAAUAUUAUGUGCCGUUAAAAAAAGCUAAUCCACAGUUUCCCAUAUUAGUGCGCGAAUGUAGCGGUAUUGAGCCAAAAGUUUUUGCACGUUAUGGUAAGCAUAUGAUAUAUAAAUUUAAAUAUAGCAGAAAGGAUAACUAAAGGUCAUUGUGGAUUAAACUACAUAGUUAGUUCAAUUAAUUGUAUUACUCGUAUAUUUCUAAAAUAAUAAAUUAUGACUUAAUAUUUAUUUUGCUGAUGAAUAUUUAUUAUUUAUAAGACUAUGUAAAUAUACUGUAAUAUACCUAUCUAAUAUUUAUAAUUAGUUUUCGGCAAUUAUUUAUCAUUAUAAUAAUAAAUUUUUUUUAUGAACUAUUAUAUGUUUUAUUUGUUUAGAAUUUGGACAAGAGAAAUCUGAACAACUUUCCGACCAAUCAGCCGAUAAUGUAUUUAAGAAAAUUGAAGGAUUAGUAAAACAUUAGAGUUAAUUAAAAAAAAAUAAAAGCAAUGCUAUUUUAAAGUGAUGUACAUAAAUUAAACAUUAUACUUAUAUUAUAUUCUAGUUAUUGUAGUUUACUCAGAAAUAUAUAUUAAAUCAAACAAUUUACAUCAACUAGUAUAAACCUCGUUGUGAAUAGUAUUACUUUGGUUU